CCUCGCCUUUGCUUUCGCUUCCCCGCCGCCUGCCUUUCCGGCUCGCGAGCGCAUGCGCGCAGCGGAAGGGGCAGUAUGGCGACUGGGGCGAAGCGAAGGAAGGUGGACGGGCCUUCAGAGCAUCGUCUGGAGGAGGAGGAGGAGGAGGACAGUGACGGCCAGGAGUCUGACUCGGACCUGGAGAGUGAUGGCGAGGAAGACGAAGAAGAAAUCAAUGAGGAAGUAAACAUUGAAUUUGAAGCUCGUACAAUAACUGACGGUGAUAAAAAUGGAAUUAAAAAAUUACUGCAACAGCUAUUUCUAAAGGCUCCUAUUAAUACAGGUGAUCUGACUGAUAUAUUGAUACAACAGAAUCAUAUUGGAAGUGUUAUCAAGCAAACAGAAGUUACAGAAGAAAGUGAUGAUGAAGAUGAUGAAGUUUUUGGCUUUAUAAGCCUCUUAAACUUAACAGAAAGGAAGGGUACCGAAUGUGCUGAGCAAAUUAAAGAACUGGUCUUCAGUCAGUGUGAAAAGAACUGUGAACAGAAUGUGGUUGAGCAGCUGGAUAAGCUUUUAAGUGACACCACUAAGCCUGUGGGCUUGCUACUAAGUGAAAGAUUCAUUAAUGUACCUCCCCAGAUUGCUCUACCCAUGCACCAGCAACUGCAGAAAGAACUAGCUGAAGCUCAAUGUACAAACAAACCUUGUGGCAAAUGCUACUUCUACCUUCUAAUCAGUAAAACACAUACGAAUAAGAAGAAUGCUAAAAAAAAAAGAAGUGGUGCCCACCAGAAAGAGGAGCUAAUGUUUUCAAAUGCUGAAGAAGAAUUUUUCUAUGAGCAAUCACUGCUGAAAUUCAGUUAUUCAGUAGAAGAAGAGAGUGACUCAUGCUUGGGAGGCAGAUGGUCUUUUGAAGAUGUACCUAUGAAACCUUUACGAACAGUGAUGGUAAUCCCUGCUGACAGUAUGAGUGCCAUCAUGGAGAAGCUCAAAGAAUAUCUUUCUGUCUAGACCACUUUCUAUGCAAACUGUAUUGUGAAGUCAUCCUGUAAGACUUUGACAUUUGAAUCAUAAAUGGACAUUUUUUAAAACUAGUUUGCAUUUUUUCAAGAUUUCCUUCAUAUUGUAAAAUGUCAGCUGUAUGUCUGCAACAUCUUUAUAAUCUGUGAGUUGUCAUUUAAAAAUAUGUAAUCAGAAUUUUUGAAUAAUUGUUAGUAUUUAUUUGCUGCAUACUUUUCUAAUCGGCUCUUGUGUGCUGAAUAUGAUAUUCUCCUAAUUUGUUGAAUUAUGACAGUCAUUUCUCUCUC
Messenger RNA from Candoia aspera, 1286 nucleotides. It is a transcript of the gene BCCIP, whose product is annotated as BRCA2 and CDKN1A interacting protein. The coding region runs from base 76 to 990 and encodes 304 amino acids. Lineage: Eukaryota; Metazoa; Chordata; Lepidosauria; Squamata; Candoiidae. The record is from RefSeq and is a predicted model, not a curated record. Gene Ontology annotation, cellular component: nucleus. The transcript has 7 exons.